AUGUCGGCGCUAGUGCGAAUCACCACGGGCAUCAUGCCCCAACACAGCCGGGUGGGGAUGACAAGAGCAAUGGCCCAAUUCGGAGAGGUGAUUCACUGUCACAAGCCGCCGUACUCCGGCAUUCCUGGUGAGGACUUCGUCAACGUCCGAUUUGCCAGCCAGGAAGCAGCAGAUCGUGCCUACGCUGCGCUGAAAGCAUCGCAGGUCUUUGUCGAUGGAUUCCCGGUCGGGGUUGGUCCUACUGGCGGCCCCAAGGGCAAUGAUGGCAUCGCGGCAGCACUUGGGUCCGAUGGCUAUCUCCAACUCUGGUGGUGGUGGUGGCCCGCCCAGGCGGCCCCGAAGUCGGAGCCCGCCGCGUAUCUAUGGGCGAAACCGUGCACGGAGCCCGAUGCGGCGCAGCCCGGAUCGGCGCCGCCGGGGUCUUGGAAAUGGGCGGUAGAGCUCGGUCGCGGAGUCGAUCACGUGCUCGGGAUCGACGGCGUGAAGAGCGCGCAAGCGAGUUCUCAGGAGGUGAAGAAUCCGUUCUUCCGGGCUGACAGGAGCCCAUCUCCUGUUACUGCGUACUGA
This is a messenger RNA of Effrenium voratum, 567 nucleotides long. The record is from the annotation of a GenBank genome assembly. NCBI's taxonomy places the organism in Eukaryota, Dinophyceae, Suessiales, Symbiodiniaceae.